CCCGCAAUUACACUGUCACUGAUUCAUUUGUAUUGCACACACAGGGUUAUCACCCGGGCGAAGGGGACCACCGCACGGCACAAACGUGCCAAACUUUUGCAGGGUCCAUCCAGAUUAGCGCAGCACACAAGGCCAAGCACCGUUCUUCCCAAACUCUGAUACAGGUUGACAACCCGAGGUGCGCUCGGCUUCAAAAGUCCCAGCUUCUGGCCCCCAUCGUCCGCCACAGGCGACGUCGGGCUUCUGCCAUUCAUCGGCAGGAAUAGUAAUCAGACGCACGCCUCGCCCCUCGCCAUCUUGGCUACCUGGUUCGUACAACAUGCGAUUGGCUUCCCAAUCUUUUUCGUCUUUACGUAUAUCCAAACUUGAUCCAGACCGCGUUUGUCAGCCGGUGUCAGGCAGAUACGACCCAUUGGAAAGUGUGGCUCCCGCACUCCGAAGCUGUUUAAGUUUGAAGGGCCACAUGUACAGAGCAGUGGGGUGAUAGGCCGGGAGACGGCCUCGAAUUCUGCGCAGUAGGGACUCUACUACGCCUAUUUCGCAGCCCAGCAUGUUCCCGUACCACAGACCCAUUGGAUAUCCAGGAGAUUCACCGGAAGCCGAGGUUGUCCCUUAGUGUGCUCCUGAGAAUGGCAGUGCAGAAUCUGAUAGCAAGAAAUUGACCCCAUGGGAAACGCCUCUUUUGAGAGGAAGGGGGACGAUCAAGGCACUCCGGGCGCGGACAGGGAAUAGCCAACGCUCGGCUUCAAGCUACAGAAUCUCGGAGAUACUGGUGGUGGCAUCUGCCGCCCGCAGCGUGUCCCAUCAAGGAUUCGAUAUGGACGGGCCAAACAUGCCACACUAAAGACUUCGCGGUGAUACCGAUCAGGAGCUUCCUAUGAAUCUUACUUCCAGGUCAAGUUCAGGCUCGACUUCUCUCUUCUCCGCGGUACCCUCGAUUCGGUAAUUUUAUAAUAUCCGUUUGGGUUAUAAGGCUCCUACGCCCGGCCGUUCAGACGCUCCAACUACCUCCCCCGUACCAUGUCUGCCAAAUCAACCUCGUCGACACCUGUGCAUAGUCAGUCUCUUGUCACGCACCCGGCGCUACACUUGCGCGAUGCCCGCGAUGCGCACAUAGUCUUCGAAGCUGUCCGACUCAACAUUCUGCCACUCGUUACUCGGCGACUCACAACAGUCGAGAGAGAGCAGCUCAACUCUGGGAACGUCUUUGUGUGGGAAGAGGCAGAGCACAAGCAAGGCGGUCUGGAACGUUGGACAGACGGUAGAAGAUGGUCGCAGAGCCGCAUGCGCGGUGACUACCUCUUCUAUGAGGAAAAGAUCGAUAUAACUCCCGAAGAGCGGGACGCCAAAGCCGCCCGUCGAGCGCGGAAGACCUUGGACCCCUUCUCAUACCAACCCGCUCCAGUUCGUCGUCAGGACAGGCCUUCGAAGCCAGACGGCUUGACGAAGCAAACGUAUUCCAUUCAGGUACACAGCAGUAGCUAUGAGUUGCCCAAAAAGUGGCAUAUUGUGGCCUAUUUUUCGGGGGAUGAUUACACCCGUCUCCCCGUCGUGGACAACUACGAAUAUCUCCGCAAUAUCCGCAUCCCUGACGGAGUGUACUUUGCUAAAGGCAAUCCCGCCAAAGGUGGCCGAAUCGUGCUCAACAUUGGCGAGGACUGUGAUCAUGAUCCCGACGCCUACGACGACCAACCAGGUUGGAUCACUCCGUCGUGGCCCCAACCCGUAUCCGAUGUCGCUCACGACGGAGCUGGCCCGUCGCGGCACAGUUCACUAUCCUCAGCCUCGUCAGGCCCGUCAUAUGCGCAGCAGCCCAGUCGGCCUUCGCCUCGCCCUGAUCAUACGGACGCACGAUAUUCGCUCCCACGUCUGUCCACCGUGGCACCUCCGCAUCAUCUGACCGGACAGCCGCGCCCAACAUGUACUCCGGGAAGCCCCUACAGUCCGCUCACACCUGAAGACAGGAAAGCGCUCAACAGCUUCCGCGUAGUCCUUUAACUCCUAGGAGUAUUCAUUGCAGACUGACGCGAUGAGAUGCUGGCAGGGGGACCAAGAUGUGGCAGGUCAUUGGAUCGAGCUUGCUAUGCUUUUUUCUUUUUUCAUCGUACGGUAAUUGCUACCGGUGGGCAAGUUGGGACUUAUAUUACUCAAAGUCGGAUAGGCACUGAUUUAAACUGUUUCGUAUCGUCGGCAUGAAAUGCGCAAAGC
Molecule: messenger RNA, 2208 nt
Organism: Phanerochaete carnosa HHB-10118-sp
Lineage: Eukaryota; Fungi; Basidiomycota; Agaricomycetes; Polyporales; Phanerochaetaceae
Exons: 9
Coding region: 1021-1998 (325 amino acids)
Molecular function (GO): DNA binding
Source: RefSeq, a predicted model, not a curated record